Lathyrus oleraceus (garden pea) is the source of this 2720-nucleotide messenger RNA. RefSeq names its product putative protein FAR1-RELATED SEQUENCE 10. Bases 405 to 2492 code for a protein of 695 amino acids. Gene Ontology annotation, molecular function: zinc ion binding. Lineage: Eukaryota; Viridiplantae; Streptophyta; Magnoliopsida; Fabales; Fabaceae. The transcript is spliced from 3 exons. Gene Ontology annotation, biological process: regulation of DNA-templated transcription. The record is from RefSeq and is a predicted model, not a curated record.
AGAGAAAAUCCAAAUAUUGACUAAAUUUUAGUAGAAAAAAUCCCCAAUUUUGGAAUAAAGUGUACUAGUUCGAUAGUUCGAGUAACCCGAUUAAAGAAUCCCAAAAUGAAAAUCCAAUUUAGAUUUAUUUUCCGGUGAAUCUGUAAAUGAGCUGUGAAACAAGAGGAACAAGUAAACAAGUGUUUAUCUCUCUCUGUAUCUCUGGUAUGUAAAUUACAAUGUUCAUCACUUUUCCCAAUUCCACUUCCAAUUCCUCUUCUCUAUUCUUUGAUUUUUGUUUCUGCAAUUUCAACCAAAUUUCUUCAAUUAUUAGUUUCACCAUUUUUUCCCCAAUUUUGUCUAUUUUUUUUAUGUUUAUUAAAGUAAGGUUUUGAGAAGUUUUCACGCUCUAUUCAUGUAGAAGAAUGACGCAUUUACCUUCGAAAAACCUAUGGAUUCGGAAACAACAAUGUCCUUGUGGAGAUUGGAAGUGUUACAUUACAUAUGAAGGUGUUUCUAAGGAGAAUUCUGCAUCACCAGAAUUAGUGAAACCUGAUAAAACAUCAUCUUGUAGAGCUUUCGUUACCCCUUAUGUUGGAAUGGUGUUUAAGACUGAUGAUGAAGCUUUUGAAUAUUACGGUAAUUUCGCUAGGAAGAAUGGUUUUUCUAUUAGGAAAGAAAGAUCUAGAAUUAGCCCUCAGUUAGGUGUUUAUAAGCGUGACUUUGUUUGUUAUCGAUCCGGGUUUGCUCCGGUGAAGAAGAAGGCGAACGGUGAACAUCAUAGAGAUAGGAAAUCGGUGAGAUGUGGAUGUGAUGCGAAAAUGUAUCUGUCUAAGGAGGUUAUGGAUGGUGUUUCCCAAUGGUUUGUUGUGCAGUUUAGUAAUAUACACAAUCAUGAACUUUUGGAAGACGAUCAAGUGCGUCUUUUACCUGCGUAUAGGAAAAUUCAUGAGGCUGAUCAAGAGCGGAUACUGUUGCUUUCGAAAGCUGGGUUUCCGAUACAUCGGAUAGUGAAAAUGCUUGAGCUGGAAAAAGGGAUUCAAGGUGGGCAUUUGCCUUUCUUGGAAAGGGAUGUUAGGAACUUUGUCCAAAACCGCAAGAAGGUUGUUCAAGAGAACGAGGCGUUGCUAAGUGAGAAAAGAGAAAAUGAUGUUUUGGAACUUCUUGAGGUGUUUAAAGCCGUGAAAGAAGCUGACGUUGAGUUUGUUUAUGAUUUUACAGUCGAUAAGAAUGAGAAAGUUGAAAAUAUAGCUUGGUCGUACGGUGAUUCUGUUAAUGCAAAUGCUUUGUUUGGUGAUGUAAUUUAUUUUGACAUUUCUUAUCGGUCCGUCGCGUAUGGAUUGCAUUUUGGAGUGUGGUUUGGUAUUGAUAAUUGUGGUAGAACAAUUCUGUUCGGCUGUGUUUUACUCCAAGACGAAACACCGCAAUCCUUCUCAUGGGCAUUACAGACUUUUCUCCAGUUCAUGAGAGGAAGAUGUCCACAAACAAUUAUAUCUGAUCUUGACCCUAGUCUUAGAGAUGCAAUUAGAAGCGAAUUUCAAGGAACUAAACAUGUCAUUCCACUGUGGAAUAUUUUGAACAAGGUACAUAGUUGGUUUUCUCUUCCUCUUGGAUCUCGCAUUGUAGAAUUUAAAUCAGAGUUCAAUGCAUUGUUUCAAAUUGAGAAUACAGAGGAAUUUGAACUUCAAUGGAGCCAAAUGAUUUCUAUGUUUGGACUUGGUUCAGAUAAACAUAUUGAUUUACUGUAUUCGGUUCGAACUUCCUGGGCGCAAUCAUAUGUAAGAGGUUAUUUUUUGGCUCAAAUGGCGACAACAGCUUAUUCCAAGUCUAUAGACGUGUUUUUUGAAGGGGUCUUCACUGAACAUACAUGUUUGCGUAGCUUUUUUGAACAGGUUGGUAUUUCUGUAAAUUUUCGUCACCAAUCACAUGACGAGACUCAAUAUACAAAUCUCAGAACCUACAUACCAAUCGAAGAGCAUGCGCGGAGCAUCCUCACACCUUAUGCUUUCAAUUCUUUGCAACAAGAGUUAUUGUUGGCAAUGCAAUACUCGACAUCUGAAGUGGCCAAUGGAUCAUAUGUUAUACGACACUUCAAAAGGUUGGAUGGAGACCGGCUCGUGAUGUGGUUGGCAGAAGAAGAACAGAUACACUGCUCUUGCAAAGAGUUUGAAUCGUCAGGGAUAUUAUGCAGACAUGCUCUUCAUGUACUCGUAAUAAAAAAUUACUUUCAACUUCCUGACAGAUACUAUUUAAGUAGAUGGCGUCGGGAAUGUUCUUUCCCUGUCGAGGAUGAGCAUAACACCAACCAAAGUAUUAUUGGUAGGGAAUGGUUUCAAGAAUAUCAAUCUCUAGUUGAAACUUUGUUGUCGGAAUCAUCAAUUACAAAGGAGCGAUCCGACUAUGUUCGCAAAGAACUGACAAAAGAACUCAAUAGGAUUCUUAACGAGGUUAGAAAUCUGCCCGAGACUGAUGAUGUUUGCAGCAUGAACGUGUCGGUUUCGCCAAAUAGCUAAGUUUGAAGUUUUUGAUUGUACAUAUGUGAUAAAAUGCAAAUUUAAAACCACUAGCAUAAUGAUAAUGAUGAUACCAUGGUAUACAUGAAGAUAUGAUUUGUUGCUGAAAUGCAAGCAGCUUUGUUUUAUCAUGUACAGAUGAGAAGAUGAAAGUGAUGAUUGUUGUUUACAAUUACAAGGACAAGUUAUUUGGCUGUAUAAAAGAUGAAAGGGAUUAUUGUUGUGUUA